GGAUUAUUCUAUGAAGAUGCAUCGAUUCAGGGUUGAGGAAGAGCGGUUAUCUUCCCGCGAUUUAUUGCACUGGUUCAGUAUAAAGUGUCUCCUCUCUGCUUUCCCCCUGGCCAACGUCAUGUGUCCUCCACUGCAGUGCCUAAAUAUGGGCUUCCUUCACUCCAUAUAUGGACAUCUACGUCACGGAGAAAGGGUAUAUAAAGGAGUGGGGAUUCUCUGAGCAUGAGAGUGCGCCCUCAGAGCUCAGAACAGCAAAACUUAGAGCAGAGAUAGACAGAUACACACGCACACAUACAGCGCUAUCUCCCUAACUAAGAACAUUUUCACUCAAAAAGUAAAAGUGAAUUCAAAGCAACAACAACAACACAUUAUCCAAAAGGGCAACACCCUUAUUGGAUUCAACUAGUGAAAAGAAAAAAAUAUAUUAAUGAUUAUUUAUCAUUAAUUUUAGGGAAUGAGUAAAAGGGACAUCUGAUCUGAACACUCUUCUCUGAAAGAAAAUAAAAAAGUGGAUUUUUACUCAUCUUGGACAAGAGGAGGAACAAGACAAGAAAAACUCUUGGAGAACCAGAGAAAAGAGGGAAAGAAGUCUGACCCUGCUCCCGAAAGUGGACUGGUGAUUUCCUCCACCUCAGAGAGGAACAUCACCACUCUGCCCAGCCUGCACCAAGCCUCGCUGCUCUCCUCUCUAGCGCAGCCUCAGCCCCUUACAGCACCACGUCCCUGGAGUAUGGCUGCAACCAAGACAGAGAUGCUCCAUCCAGCCCUGCAGAUCUCAGACCCCCUCAGCUUCCCCCAUUCUCCCAUGGAUAACUAUCCCAAGCUGGAGGAGAUGAUGAUGCUGAGCUCUGCUGGGACCCCCUACCUCUCUGCCUCGACGACUGAGGGAGCAGGUUUUGGAUCGGGGGAGCCAGGAGAGCAGUACGACCACAUUACUGGAGAUACGUUACCUGAUAUCUCCAUGAACUGUGAGAAGUCGAUGGGCGAGCAGAGCUACUCCAGCCAGCGGCUGCCUCCUAUCUCCUACACUGGCCGCUUCACCCUGGAGCCAGCCACCAACUGCAGCAAUAGCCUGUGGGCCGAGCCCCUAUUCAGUCUGGUCAGUGGGCUGGUGGGGAUCAACACCCCCUCCACCUCCGCCCCGUCCUCCUCCGCCUCUCAGACCGGCACCUCUUCCUCGUUGUCCUCCUCUAUCUCGUCCAUCGCCAUCUCCUCCCAGAGCUCCAGUCUGAGCUGCUCUGUCCACCACAGUGAGAAUAACCCCAUCUAUUCAGCUGCUCCUACCUACUCCAGCGCCAGCCCUGACAUCUUCUCCGACCAGGGCCAGGGCUUCGCCAGCCCAGCCGGAGGGUCGCUCCAGUACAACCCUCCAGCCUACCCCAACGGGAAGAUGUGUGGCACCAGCUUCCCUGUGCCCAUGAUCCCUGACUACCUCUUCCCCCAGCAGCAGGGGGAGAUUAGCCUGCUACCUGACCAGAAGCCCUUCCAGAACGGGUCAGGCCAGCCCUCCCUCACCCCCCUGUCCACCAUCAAAGCCUUCGCCACCCAGACGGGCUCCCAAGACCUGAAGAGUGUCUACCAGUCCCAGCUGAUCAAGCCCAGCCGCAUGCGCAAGUACCCCAAUCGUCCCAGCAAGACGCCGCCCCACGAGAGGCCGUAUGCCUGCCCCGUGGAGACGUGUGAUCGCCGUUUCUCCCGCUCAGACGAGUUGACACGCCACAUCCGCAUCCACACAGGCCAGAAGCCCUUCCAGUGCCGUAUCUGCAUGCGCAACUUCAGCCGCAGUGACCACCUGACCACGCACAUACGCACGCACACCGGUGAGAAGCCCUUCGCCUGCGAGAUCUGUGGACGCAAGUUUGCCCGCAGCGACGAGAGGAAGAGGCACACCAAGAUCCAUCUGAGGCAGAAGGACAAGAAGGCGGAGAAAGGUGGGAUGGCUGGGGCGGUAGCUGUAGCAGCAGCUUCAGUAUCAGCCCCCUCCCCUGUCUCUAGCUACCCUUCUCCCAUCACCUCCUACCCCUCCCCGGUCUCCUCCUACCCCUCCCCAGUCACAUCCUGCUACUCCUCUCCCAUCCACACCUCGUACCCCUCUCCCUCCAUCGCCACCACCUACCCCUCUGUCUCCAUGUCCAUGUCCAGCACCUUUCAGUCCUCCAUGGCCUCCUCCUUCCCAUCCUCCGUAGCCUCCAUCUACUCCUCUCCGGUUCCCACCCCGCUGUCAGACAUGCAGUCCACACUCUCCCCAAGGACAAUCGAGAUCUGCUAAGCAAGACAAAGAGAAAACACUUUUUAUUCUCUCCUCCUCCUCACCACUCCUUACAAUCUCUUUGAGGGGAGAAAUCAACAUCAAAAGACUUGUUAUUCACCUUCUGAAAAGCACUUUUCUGCCUGCUCCCUCCGCAAUCUCUGUUCAGUGAAUCCUCAGAUUCACCUGAAGAAGAGAUAAAAAUAAACACACGUCAAGGACUGGGCAAAGACAAUAUAGUAGACAAAAAGGGAUUUUUUUCUCUCUCUCUCUGUUGAUAAAGCAAAUUCUGUGCUUCAAACAAAGCACACAAGACUUUCUAGAGCCAGAGUUGAAGCCGGCAUCGUUCCUAUUAGUGAACGCACAGACGGAGACAGACAGACUGACAGACUGAACAUUGCCUGGUACUAAGGCAGGCUUUCCCUCCGAGGCUGUCAUUUACAUUACAAAAGACAUUGAAUGAUAUACAUAAGCUACAUAAUAUGUAUAUUGUACUCGUGCCAUGUUUUGCUCUUUUAUCCCCCAUUCUUUGGUACCAUUGAUGUGAAAAACCUAUUUGCAUUGUAUUAUUUGAAGUGAGCAGGGCCAUAUUUUCUAUUCUAGUACUUUCUCUAUGAUGUAGUGAUGACGAUGCUGUGAUGCGUUUAAAUUCCUUUGUUUUCUUCUUUUUUUUAAAAACUUUGUUUGAUGAUGAAAUAAGCACUUAAGUAUUCAAGCAUGUGUUAAGAGUGAUGUUAGUUUCUAUUGUUUUGUAAAUAUCCUCCACUGGUACUAUCUUUCUCUUUCUCACAUCAUCUGACAUAUCAGUCUGUUUAUGUGGACAAAAAAAAGAGAAGGAAAAAAAAAAUGGUUUAAAAAAACACCAACUAAACAGCCAACGUUCCCGUUUUCGGUGCCUUUUUGUGAAGCCUUGCUGAUGUUUUGACAUGGCUGUGUGCGAGAGAUGAUGCGUUGCGUCUCGCCUUAAGGGUUGAAGGGAUAUUUUUGUUACAGAAUGUACGUUAUACUCAGACAAAGAGGAAGGAAAGAAAGGGACGAGACGAUAUGAGGGCACUGCUUCAUUUCUUUAGAAUGUAAGCAAAAUGAUAAACUAUAUUUUUUUAACAGAAAAAAUAAUGUGUCAAUAUCCACAUCUUCUUGUUGGAACAUUGUACUUACCUACUGAGUAGGCAUGGGAUUCUUUUGUAUGUUAUAUACAUGCGGCUCAUUAUUUUGUGGUUUAUCUUUAUUUUGUAUUUGUGUUUGUAAAAUCAAGUGACUGUUUCUGGCUUCUCAACACAUUGAAUGCGCUUAACUGCCAAUGGGAUAUUUGGUGUAAAUUAUCCUCCCAGAAAUGAAAUAUAAAUAAAAUAUAAAUAUAUAUGUAUAGAA
Oncorhynchus masou masou (cherry salmon) is the source of this 3619-nucleotide messenger RNA. It is a transcript of the gene egr1, whose product is annotated as early growth response 1. The record is from RefSeq and is a predicted model, not a curated record. NCBI's taxonomy places the organism in Eukaryota, Metazoa, Chordata, Actinopteri, Salmoniformes, Salmonidae. The coding region runs from base 731 to 2269 and encodes 512 amino acids. Gene Ontology annotation, molecular function: DNA-binding transcription factor activity, RNA polymerase II-specific; RNA polymerase II cis-regulatory region sequence-specific DNA binding. The transcript has 2 exons. Gene Ontology annotation, biological process: regulation of transcription by RNA polymerase II.